This is a messenger RNA of Cannabis sativa, 1284 nucleotides long. Its product is annotated as CLAVATA3/ESR (CLE)-related protein 7-like. Lineage: Eukaryota; Viridiplantae; Streptophyta; Magnoliopsida; Rosales; Cannabaceae. The record is from RefSeq and is a predicted model, not a curated record. Bases 259 to 573 code for a protein of 104 amino acids. The transcript has a single exon.
CUAUAUAUAUAAAAAUAUAUAUUCUUUUUCAUUAGCCAAAAAUGAUGCACAAUACAUAUUACAAAGUAAACUUGGCACACUAUAUAUAUAAUAUGUACAAGCACAAAUUAGACCACGUACACCUGAAUAUGUAUCUGGAAACUUAUUAGGAGAAUUCUUACACAAAGCAUAGAGAGAUAUAUCACUAUCAUCAAUAGCCAUACAUUUUCUCCAUCUCCAUCACUCAAACAACAUAUAUAUAUAACAAUAUAUACAAUAAUGGCAAAUAGCAGAACUUAUUUGUUUGUUAUGAAGAUGGUUAUUAUUUUGAGUUUCCUUUUCAUGAGGUUGGAGGCAGCAAGAAAUAACAUUGCUAUUAAUAAUGAUCACCACCACCACCGUGGAGAUGUAGAGGUACUGGAGAUGAAGAUGAUGAUGAUGAGAUCCUCAUCAUCAUCUUCAGACCUACGCAGUGAACAGAUGUUGCGGAAGUUGGGGUUCGACGUUUCGAAACUUGUAGCAGCGGGGAAAAGAAGAUCGGUAAUGGUGGAUAGGGUGGCACCGGGAGGACCUGAUCCUCAGCACCAUGCUUAAUUAAUUUAUACGUGUAUGAUUUUGAAUAUUAUAUAUUACUAUAUAUACUUAUAUUGCUACUACCCCUUCUUCAUUCUAUCAUAUUCAGCUCCAUAUCACUUAUUGAUUAUCAUGUGAGGAUAUAUAUAGUGUAGUACUACUAGUACUAGUGCUGUCUUAUAUUUGCAAUAUGGGAUUUUAAAGCACGUUUUGAGUAGCAAUGCAUGGCUAUUACUGUUUAAUGCUACAAAUUAAAUAAAUUGUUUUUUAUGAACUGUCUCUUUUCAUUUUGUUAUAUAUCAUCGAGGUGAGUUUCGUGUGUUCUCUUUUCACUUUUUUUCUUUUUGAGAGAGAAUUGAUGUUUCACUUUUUGUUUUGUUUGUUCUAUGAAUGAUUUUACGUACGUGUGAUAAGAGUGAUUAUAUAAGUCUGUCUGCAUAUAGUCGCGUCUUAUUCUUUCAAUAUUAAUGCAUGGAUUUGAUUAAAAGUAUAACGAGGUCGGUAUAUUUCGUAUACGUUUCGAUCUGUUUUAUUUGAUAGAGAAAAAUGGCUAUAAAGAUUAAAACUCUGCUAAUAAUAAACUCUAGUGAAUACAUAAGUGAAGCUGACAAAUAUUGAUAACUUAACUUAUUUAUUAUGUUUAGUUCAAAUCCCAACAAAAAAAAAACUUUUACCUACCAUAUUAUUUUAAAACAAAAAAAAAAAAUCAAAAUUACACCUCCUCAAGUUUAU